Dreissena polymorpha is the source of this 1740-nucleotide messenger RNA. RefSeq lists its product as uncharacterized. The coding region runs from base 615 to 1184 and encodes 189 amino acids. The record is from RefSeq and is a predicted model, not a curated record. Lineage: Eukaryota; Metazoa; Mollusca; Bivalvia; Myida; Dreissenidae. The transcript has 4 exons.
AUAGGGAAUGUCAUGUGUGGCCAAAAAUCUGUGUGUACCAUAGUUAGUUAGGGAAGUAAAAAAAAUAUAGCAACGUUGAAACAUUCCUAAGUUUAAACUUUAAGCUUCAACAUAUUUGGUAGUAGGUGUUUUGAACAGAUACAGUCAGUGAGAAUAUUGUGUUUUUAUUGCGUUUCGUGUUCUUUAUUGAUUUGACACGCGAGGUUACUCUUACUUGUAAGAAAACAUGGAGUUGUCGGAAUUUCUCUCCGCCAACAGAGCGUGAAUAGAGUUUGAUGCAGACACAUACAGUGUUUAUUUAUGAGGUUUCGUGUGUGUUCGUUUGUGAACGAAAUCUGACAUUUCUCGAUGGUAUUUCUCAAUAUAAAGCGUAGUUCAUGUAUGUACCAUUUGAAAACUUACGACUAUUCGAUAUGCUGAGCCAACGAUGUUGACACACUGCGGAAGUAAAUGUAGACGUAUAUAAGUAACAAGUGUUGCAUCGUGGUUUCAAGUGUUAGUGAGUGUUAAAAAAACAUGCAAACAAGAACUUCGCCCUCUGAAUCAUACGUAUCGCGUGUGUACACUUUGGAUAAAACUUGUUCAAUAGCACAUCCUUUAUUUUGAGGAUCGCCAUGGGUUGUCGUCUGCUGUUAUUAUUUCUUUCCCUGUGCAUUUUACCGACUGCCCUUGAAGGGCUACAGUGUCCGUCUUGCACGUACGUGAAUACCUCUGCGAACAUCCCAAGCCUCAUAAGAAAAGCCAUCGAGAGUAUUCUUAGCUUGUUUCAGGAUGACAAAUGCUCCCGUCCAAUUAAUGGACCCACUCCAGGGAUAGUUGAGGAGACAUGCGAACCUCCCACGGGAAAGAUCGCUCGAUGCAGUUUUUACAAGGGGUCCAUAGACUUCGAAUUGUAUGUUACCAAAAUGCCCCUUCAGAUAUACACUCGCGGCUGUUACUAUUCCCUCCCCGCGAAUGUCCCGUCGAAUGGCUGCCACAAUCGAAACCAGAUUAACGAAGACAAGUCUUUUCUUCAGCAGGCCAUGGCUAAAGUUUCCUCCAACUUGGAACUCGUCUCCUUCAAAGGGGACGUCUGUUUAUGCAGCGAUACCUACUGUCAAACUUCCGGUUCUUUGUCCGUGUUUUGUUCCGCAUGCCUAGUUUUGAGCAUGUUUUCUUUGGUGUUAGUGCGGCUGAUGCACUAACGCUUUUGUUGGGAACUGCUCCUCGAUAUUAUUAUCAGAUUAACCCUUUACUACUUAGACGCCUAUUUUGACGCAUUUGUAGUCCAUAGACAGUGAAAUUUAAAUAAAGAAUUUUCUUCCUAAAUUCAAGAUUUUAAGGCCACAUUUCCAACCCUAAGAUACUGAUGUGCAUCAAACAGCAUAAAACUUUAACAGUCUGCGAGUUACUGGUUUUAUGCUGUUUUUACUUUGCUUCUAAGUGGGAAAGGGUUAAGGGCAAAUGUGUUUGGUAUUUGGCAUGUAAUAUCAUUUGAUGGGAAAGGGUAAAACGGCGUAUUGAGAGCGUACAGAAGUAUUGCCGUAUUUUGUUUACUGCUAAUAAUCAAAAGAGACUAAUAGCUGUUCUUAUUUCAAUUUAUGAUGCGUAUGUAUUCAUGUUCAUAUGCAUAUUGUAAUGUUUGUUUUCUAACACAAAGAGACAACAACCGUUGCUUCGUCAAGUUAUGUUUAUUGUUUAGUGAGAAUAUUGUAUAGUUUGUAUGCCGUAUAUUAGUUAUAAAGUAUUUUUUAGAGUGCA